Molecule: messenger RNA, 7587 nt
Organism: Centrocercus urophasianus (Greater sage-grouse)
Lineage: Eukaryota; Metazoa; Chordata; Aves; Galliformes; Phasianidae
Gene: PARD3B
Product: par-3 family cell polarity regulator beta
Exons: 23
Coding region: 1-3600 (1199 amino acids)
Biological process (GO): establishment or maintenance of epithelial cell apical/basal polarity; intracellular protein localization; cell adhesion
Cellular component (GO): apical junction complex; cell cortex; apical plasma membrane
Molecular function (GO): protein binding; phosphatidylinositol binding
Source: RefSeq, a predicted model, not a curated record
AUGGCUCGUGCCAUGGAAUAUCCCUUCAUUCCAUUGGGGUCAGCUGUCCUGACCGUCCCCUCUGACCCCUCACUGGCAGGGCAGCAUAAGCAGCUGAAAAGAACUUGGUACCAUGAUCCAACUUACUGGGUGAAUAUUCACCACCUGGAGUAUACAGAUGGAGGAAUCCUGGACCCUGACGAUGUGCUGGCAGAUGUUGUGGAAGACAAAGAUAAGCUGAUUGCUGUUUAUGAUGAGCAAGAACCUCACCGUAAGUCUGAUGGCACCAAUGGGAAUGUGACAGACAGAAAUAGCCCAGACCUGUUUGAGACAGAGGUAGCAGCUCAGCUGGAUGCCUUUCAACCAGUUGGAGGCGAGAUUGAAGUAACUCCUUCUGCCCUGAAACUUGGCAUGCCGCUUCUGGUACGAAGGAGCAGUGAUCCAGCUUUGGGCCCACCUGCUGACUUCCACCCAAGUGCCUCUUAUCCCAGUGACCUCAGUCACAAACAUGCUGUGGCAGGUGCUCCCCAGGUAUCCUUUGAGGAUGGGGAAAUGAACCUUGCAGGACCUGCAGAACUGUUGUCAUCGCAGAGGGCCCGUCUUCCUGUAAGUGAAAUGACCAAAACAGUGGAGAUUUCUGGGGAAGGUGGACCCUUGGGAAUACACGUAGUGCCCUUUUUUUCAUCUUUGAGUGGAAGGAUGCUGGGACUUUUUAUCCGUGGUAUUGAAGAAAAUAGUAGAUCUAGGCGUGAUGGGCUUUUCCAUGAAAAUGAAUGCAUUGUGAAGAUCAACGAUGUGGACCUCACAGAUAAAACGUUUGCACAGGCUCAGGACAUCUUCCGCCAGGCGAUGAAAUUUCAGAGUGUCAUUUUGGAAGUCCUUCCUCCUUAUAAUCGAGAACAAUACGAGAAGUCUGCUAUUGCUCCCCUUUGUUUUCUGCACAAUGAUGAAGAAGUUCCGAAAACAAAGAUUCCGCCUCCUGUUCAUCCGAAGCCUACUCUGAAAACAAUUCAUCUUCCUGGAGCAGGCAGCUUGGAUGCUGGUGUACAGGCAACACUACAAGCUAAGAGCCCCAACCUCCCACGUCUGGGUAGAAAACCAUCUUCACCCUCAUUGUCUCCCCUUAUGGGCUUUGGCAAUAAAAAAAAUGCAAAGAAAAUAAAGAUAGACCUGAAAAAAGGUCCUGAAGGACUUGGUUUCACUGUGGUUACCAGGGAUUCUUCAGUACACGGUCCUGGUCCUAUUUUUGUGAAGAAUAUUUUACCAAAAGGUGCAGCAGUAAAAGAUGGCCGUUUGCAGUCAGGUGACAGGAUCCUGGAGGUGAAUGGAUGGGACAUCACUGGCAGGACCCAGGAGGAGCUUGUAGCUAUGCUGAGGAGCACAAAGCAAGGGGAAACUGUCUGUCUGAUCGUGGCUCGUCAGGAGGAGGCCUUUCUACCUCGAGAGCUGAAAGGAGAGCCAAACUGCAGUGCUCUUUCUCCAGAAACCACAGAGCAGCUGACCUUUGAGAUUCCUCUGAACGAUUCUGGCUCUGCUGGACUUGGUGUGAGCUUAAAAGGCAACAAAUCUCGGGAGACUGGAGCUGACCUUGGGAUUUUCAUCAAAUCUGUUAUUCACGGCGGUGCUGCUUUUAAGGAUGGCCGUUUGCGAGUAAAUGAUCAACUUGUUGCAGUAAACGGGGAGUCGCUUCUGGGCAAAUCAAAUCAUGAGGCUAUGGAGACACUGAGGCGUUCCAUGUCCAUGGAGGGGAACAUUCGUGGCAGGAUCCAGCUAGUAAUUCUACGGAGACUGGAGGCACAAACAGAGGAUCGCUUGGACCAGGGUGUCUAUCAGAAAUCAGCAUGUGAUGGCAGUCAUAACUUUGCAGCUAUUUCCCGACGCAAUGGUGCCGUUCUUCAGCAAUUUGUAAACUGUGGCCCUCAGGAAAGAAUACAAGAGUUGCCAGUGUCUGACUGUGGCAAUUGUGAAAAUGAAACUCCUCCACCUCUGCCACCACACCCUAGUGAGGAUCUGCUGAAUGAGGAUCAUAACCAUAGCCUUACCAUAAAUUCAGCAGUGUAUUUAGCAGAUCAGCACAUCAACUUCACAUCUUUGACAGCAGCCAAGCAGUCUGAAUCAAUUAAUCUGAAAGCCUCAAAAAGCAUGGAUCUGGUGGCAGAUGAAAGCAAAGUUGGUUUCUUGGCCGGACGCAGAUCAGAUGCUUCUGGCAAGGAUUUUGGUCCUACCCUGGGAUUGAAGAAGUCCAGUUCUCUUGAGAGUCUUCAGACUGCUGUAGCUGAAGUUAGGAAGAAUGAACUCCCUUUUCACAGACCCAGGCCCCAUGUUGUCCGUGGUCGGGGGUGUAAUGAGAGUUUCCGAGCGGCCAUUGACAAGUCUUACGAUGGACCAGAGGAUGUAGAGGAGGAUGGUUUCUCUGAUAAGAGCUCUCACUCUGGUCAAGAAGCUCAGAACAUGGAAUCUGUCCCUCCAGGGAACCCUGAAAUAGAAGAUGUUGAAACCAAAGUGAAAAAAGACAAAAAAAAUAGAGAGAAAGAGAAGAAAAAAGAAAAGGGCAAAACUAAAAUCAAAGAGAAGAAAAGGAAAGAAGAAAAUGAAGAUCCAGAAAAGAAAAAGAAGAAAGGCUUUGGUGUCAUGUUGAGAUUUGGAAAGAAAAAAGAAGAUAAAAGUGGGAAAGCAGAUCAGAAGGGGAAUCCAAAGCAUGACAUACUUAAAGAAGAGGAUCUAGAGAAAAUGAAAGAUGAACGUGAAAGGAUUGGAGCAAAGCAUCAGGAGUUACGUCAAAAGCAACUGAGGGGCCUGCUUGAUUAUUCUACUGGUCCUGGAGGACCCGACAUAGAUGAUGAUGAGGUAGAUCCAAAUUAUGCCAGAGUGAACCACUUCCGAGAGGCUUAUCCAGCAGCAAGCAUUUACAGACCAUCAUCUCCAGCAGUCGCAGAAACCUUCGUCUAUCCGCGUGAUUCUUCUUCAACACCAGUGGAGAGGGAACACUUGGAAGGAUUGUAUGCAAAAAUAAACAAGCAGCACUACCCGCAGGUUCCUGGUGACAGUGGCUGUGCAGGUGGUGGGAAUGCUGACCGAAUCCAGAAGCUAAGGAAGGAGUACCAUCAGGCCAGGCGGGAGGGCUUGCCUUUCUAUGAGGACGAUGAAGGACGAACACAGCUGUCUGAUUGCGACCACCGUUGGGUUCCUGGAAAAGGUCCAGAUGGGAGCUCAUACAAUCUCCACUUCGAAGGGAUGGAAAGGCAGUAUGCAUCUUUACCCAGACGUGGACCUGCAGAGCCACUGGAAUAUUUAACAGGGCCGCGAGUGAUCUACAAAGAGAGAGAUCUUCCCUACUACCAAGGAGGAGGACAGCCUGUUGUCCACCCAUCUAAGGGGAACUACAUCCAUGCACCAGACGCAAGAGUGGCAGAAUUGAGAUACCCCCCGUACUACCCAGCCCAGUCCAUCCCAAACCAGCAUAAAGGACCCUUCCGGCAGGACGUGCCACCUUCUCCUCCUCAGCCCCACCGUGCACCAGCUUAUAAUGAGAUUAUCCGACACCGUGGGACCAGUCCAGACCAGUACCAGUACAGGCAACAGGAUCCCAGGCAGAAGAACCCCAUGACUGCAGCUGUAUAGACACACACUGGACUUGCCAGCACAGCCCUGGAAGAAUCCUGUUGGACAUCGACCCUUUAGAGUUGUUCACAAGCAUGGCUGCCUCUGCCUGUAAGAUUGGCACAAGACCUGGAGUCGUUUGUACUGAGCUGGGCUCAGCAUAGGUGCUUUCUGACAGGUGAACUAGAGCCAUGAGUGGUACGAUGUAUUUUGAGUAUGUGAGGUACCAGACAGUUGAGUAUUUUUAAAUUCCUUUUUAAAAGUAGAAAGUGGCUGCUGGAAAUGAAGCGCAACACUUAUUACACCUCAGGGCUAUUUACCGAAUCUGGUUACACCAAUACAGUACAUAGCUGUCUGUCCAGCAGCAGUAUCAACAGUUUACUACAGAGCUCUGCUGCAGAGCCUCUCAGUGAGAGCACAGCGAGCAGUGUGGACUUCUCACGGGGAUCUUGUGGGAUCAGCUGACAGGGGCCUCACAGAAUCAGCAGCCAUGUUCCAGUCACAUUCAGACCAGCAGCACUGUGUGCUAAGGAUGCUGCAGUUCCAGAUUUGUAUCCUCACAUUUGUCUUCCUCUUUUUGUUUGAUAGUGGCAGCAUUAAUCUUGUAUCCUUACCUUUUUUUACAAUCUGCCUAGCAAGGUUCUCAUCUUAUUGCACCUGCUGCAUUUGGAGUAAGGCAAAAAACUUUAUCCACCACAUGUGGGCAGGCUCAGAGGAUAAGACAGCCAUCCAAGAGGUGUAUGCCGAGCAAUGCGUGUGUGUUUGUGAGUAUUUCGUAGUCACAUGGUGUGCACUUUUUAAAGGUAAACUCCAGAAAUCAGAUCCUCAGCUGCUGUCAGUGCUGCUCCUGAGAUUUCAAAGGAACUAGCCUGCGAGUCAUGGCUGUGGAGGUAACUGUGGGCAUGGAGUCCAUGACUCAAUAUCUAUUAAGCUACUGUGCCAGGUGCUGCUUUGGAUUGGACAGGGCGGCCUAACUCCUGCCCUGCUCUGGCCAGGCUGACAGUCAAGUGCUUGCUGGCAGCAUGCGAGUCAAUGGUGGUGCCAGGCCAGUGCCAAGUGCCAAAUAACCCAGGUUCCUGCAGCGGGGGCCAGUGAGAGAGGAGAUUUUCACAGUGAGAGGUGAGGAAAGAGACAAUGAAAGCAAUAGGGAGAUCUUCUAUACCCUGGGCCCAUGGAGGAAGAAGAGCGAAGAGCUGUAAGAGUUAUUUGCAAAAGUGCAUAGGACAAGAGCGGGCUGGCAGAGCUGGGGGUCGGGAGCGCCUGCCAGCUCUCUGCCCCAUGCAGCCUAAGCUUGCAGUGCUUGCCCUGACCAAGGAUUAAGCUCAAGGAUUUCUUUGAUGUCUUUUUGAUACCUUGAUAUGAAACACAUUAAAUCAUACAGGUCACUUCUAGGCAUUAAAUAUCACAGGAAGGAUCGCAUCCCUUUCCUAGAAACCCCUGGAAAAGGCCUCGUUAGAGCAAGAGGUCCACAAGGCACAGGGCAGGGCAGUCAGUGCUCUUUCUGGGGCCACAGCUGUAACCCCUGGUAAGGAUGAGCACACAUCCCAGUCAGCCCAGUGCUGCCUGUGUACUGCCAGUGAGAGGUUGGUGGAACUGGAGCACUGAGUAUCUGUGCCUGCCCUGCUGGCCUGCAGGUUCCAGUGGCUGUAUUCACACCAAUCUCUAGCACUGGCCAGGCUGGAAGCAGCGGGAAGAAGCAGCUUUGGGGUGGUGGAGAGGGGGCACGUCUCCAUGAUUCAGCUGCGGGGCUGGGCUCCCUGGGGCAGGGGCAGAAGAGCUCCAGAUCCAGUCAGGAGGAAGCAUUGGUGGGAGGGAGAGCAAUGCGACUGAUCGUGAAGUAAGUAUGUUCAGUUCGUGCUCCAUUUCUCCCUGCCCUCUUCCCUAGAAAUGUAGGAGGAAAAACCUCUGGAGGGAGGGGUUGGAUGUAAGGCCGAGUCUCUUGGCACUCUCCAUAAACAAGGCACAUUCCCCAGGGAAACUCUGCCUGUCGCAUACGUGCUGUACGCAGCCUUCUCUGAAGAGUUUGAGAUGCUGCAGGAUACUCAGCCAAGACUUGGCAGCCGCAGGGUAGAUGCUGGUGUUAUGAAGGCCCGCUGAAAGUGAAGCGAAAACAAAUUAAAAUACUUUCCUUUCCCUGCUUGAAAUACAACCGCUGAUACAUUUGAUCCAGCUGUAAAGAAACUUAUAUAUUUGCGACAGUGGCUUUAUCAAGCCAGGCCACAAUUAAGAACAGCUCUGAAUAUAAGCUACUGCCUUUAUAAAUCACUCUCAACUAACCCUUCACAUGGCAUUGCAGCGCAGUGAGCAGAACUUAUUUACAGUAUUUCAGGAGCCAGGGCCAAAUAAAAUCUGGAUUGAAGCAGUUUCUGGGUUAUUUAUAGCCUUUGGAGGACCUGUAUAGUUGUCUCCCCAUAACCCGAAUCUCUCCUUAAUGGCUCCCCCUGACUGCAUCAGCUCUGCUGGAUGAGGUGGUCAGACCGAGCGCACACCUUCAGAGCUGUUAAUCUUACCCAACGGGUUAUUAAAUGAUGUUUCAGUGUGAGAUCAGUACAGAGCUUCUUCCAGGAAAAAAGGAAAAUGAGCUGCAAGCAUAAUAUAUAGAUGCACCCUACAGGCGAGGAGCUAAGAUGGAGCGGCAGGCUGACCCAGCUGGAGGACAGGACCCAAAAGUAUUGCAGAGCCUCCCAUCUGUCUCUGGUGCCAUUGUUCUGCGAGGAAAUUGCCCUUUGCAGGUUUAAUAUCUGCUAGAGGUAUGGCUUUUUUUAAAGUAUAAUGUGUAACUACAGUAUAUAUAGUCAGCUUCUCUGCAGUGUAAAAUGUAUGAUUUUAGCACCAUAUUGUGGAAAAAUAUGUACCGUGCAGAAUCCACGAGGUGCUACAACUGAUGGUUGAAAAUACGCACUUGCAAAAAUCCAAAAGAGCCGUUAAGUAACAAGUUGUUCUUUUCCCCAUAUGUCCAUAUGUUUGGGAAAACUACACGUCUGAAGCGUUCUUGACACGUAAUCGCCUCGCGUUCCCUCACCCAAAAGGUGCCAGUCCGGCAGCAGCGUCACCACCGGGGCAGUGGUGUGAGGGGAGGGCCGCAUUUGCAGCAGGAGCAGCGUGCCAGCACUGCUCCUUAAGGGCUACGACGGGAGGGCUGCUGGAGGCUUUGCUUUCCCGAGCUGGGGCGUGCAGCCGGCGGCUCUGGCCCUGGCCUGUGGCCAGCUGGGCCCCGCAGAUGAAAGAUUAAGAGAUACGGAGAGAGCCUGUGCAUUUUUGCAGUGACCACCCACUAGUGAGCCAUGUCUUGGCCUGAGAGCAGACGUUAGCACUGUGAUGCGGCGUGAGGCAGGAGUCUCUUAGCACCCCCUGAACGUUGUGGAGAAAAGGGGAGCAAAGCAUGUCAAUAAUAAUUUUUUGAAAGGCUCCUGCUUUGAAGAACUGCGUGCAGCCUGCAUUCCAAUUCGCUCCAGCUUCUUGAACAAGUUUCACACGCUGCCUAAUUUUUUUUUUUUUUUUCACAGAUGAAUUGUGCUACCUCCUCCUCCCAGCCAUUGCAGAUUUGUUUAUCAGAGUCAGUGCUGGGAGUGCAUCCCACUGAGUGCUCCGCCGGGGCCACAUCCUGGCGCUCUGCGCUGGGCAGGGGCUGCUUUGCACCUCCAAAAGGCCAUACGCCUGUGCUUGCCCUCACAGAGUUCUGCAGAGUCCCUAAGCCUUACAAAGUGCAAAGUCGGAAGCACUCUUUACUGUCUGCAUCAAAGAAAACACUUUUUAAGACACUUCUGUGCUAUUCAGGAGGAGAGGGAAGUGUUUAUGAUCCUGACAAUACCCAUGAGUUUUAGUUAAAUUAAUUUCAAAAUCACACGUGUUUGUUUUGGGGGAGAAAUUCAAUACACAACUCCUGAAGUUUUCUUUCUAGUACCACAUCAAAGAUUUGAUCUUUUGGUACAUAUGGCUAUAUAAAUUUUACCUGUUUUAUUUUGCAUUAAAAUAAAGGCUUUAAGACUACGUAUGACUAUGGAUUUA